Molecule: messenger RNA, 1967 nt
Organism: Gossypium raimondii (Peruvian cotton)
Lineage: Eukaryota; Viridiplantae; Streptophyta; Magnoliopsida; Malvales; Malvaceae
Product: glycosyltransferase BC10
Exons: 3
Coding region: 464-1630 (388 amino acids)
Cellular component (GO): membrane
Molecular function (GO): glycosyltransferase activity
Source: RefSeq, a predicted model, not a curated record
AAUUUUUUAUUUCAUAUGUUACCAUCGUUUUUUUCUCUCUGUCUUGUAGACUAACCAACUUUUCUUCAUUCCAUCUCUUUACUUUGCUUUUACCAAACUUUUCUGUCUUCCUCUGCCUAACCUUCCUUUAUUGUUCCGUCAUUUUGACCAUUGAUACUAAUAUGACCGCCAUUCAAGCACCUUAAUACAAUUUUUUAAAAAAAAAACCCUCUUUUUAUCUCUACUAUUUCUGUGCACCAAUACGUUUCAUGGCGGUGUAACUUGUCAGCUCUAGAUCUGUGAUUCUAUUAUUGUUCCUAUUGCCAAAAGAACCCAGAUAUUGGAGUUUUUGACUGAAUGAAUCGUUUGGGAUCUAAGAUGCAAGAGAUUUUAAUUUACUGGUUUUGACUGGAAAACAAAGAAAAGGGGGUUUCUGGAUCUGUUCCCAGAAGUCGAGUUCUGGUUUUAAUAGGUGUUUCAAAAGAUGCAAACAAGAAUUGGGUCGGUUGGGUCAUUAGAGGAAGGCAAGGAUCCGGUGAUUACAACUAGGACAAGCCAAUCUAAGACUCUGCCAUUGAGGGCACUUCAGUUGUUUGGGUUCUUUCUUGCCCUCUGUAUUGGCUUUUCGAUCAUUAGCAUAUAUACAAUCCGGCGUUUUGGAAUUUAUAGCACGGUAACUACGGUUAAGUCCACUUUUGUGCCGUGUGCUGAAGAACCGAAUAGCUUAGAUCAUUGGAGAAAACCCCCGUCGAGUUUGCUUCAUUCAAUGAGUGAUAAAGAGCUCUUAUGGAGGGCGUCUUUUGUGCCGAGAAUAAAGAAGUAUCCAUUUAAUAGACUUCCGAAGAUUGCUUUUAUGUUCUUGACCAAGGGGCCUUUGCCACUUGCUCCUCUUUGGGAGAGGUUUUUCAAGGGGCAUGAAGGGCUUUAUUCUGUCUAUAUUCAUUCACUGCCAUCCUUCAAGGCCGAGUUUCCAUCUUCUUCAGUAUUUUACCGGAGGCAAAUCCCAAGUCAAGUUGCUGAAUGGGGAAGGAUGAGCAUGUGUGAUGCCGAGAGAAGGCUCCUUGCCAAUGCCUUGCUUGACAUAUCCAAUGAAUGGUUUAUCCUCCUCUCCGAAUCUUGCAUUCCUUUAUACAAUUUCAGUGUCAUCUACCAGUACAUAAUGAAAUCCAAACAUAGCUUCAUGGGUGCAUUUGAUGACCCCGGUCCAUUCGGCAGAGGACGAUACAAUUAUAAUAUGGUUCCGGAGGUGAAUAUCAGCAAGUGGCGUAAGGGGUCCCAAUGGUUUGAAGUUAACCGAAAACUUGCAAUCAACAUAGUGGAAGAUGUUACCUAUUAUCCUAAGUUUGAACAGUUCUGCCGACCAGCAUGUUACGUGGACGAGCACUACUUCCCCACCAUGUUAACCAUCCAGACACCCAAUCUCUUAGCGAAUAGAAGCAUCACAUGGGUUGAUUGGUCAAGGGGUGGGCCUCAUCCUGGUACAUUUGGCAGAUCAGACAUUACAGUAGACUUCUUCAAGAGAAUCUUGGAAGGUCAUCAGUGUAAGUAUAACGAUCAGCCGAGUUCGAUUUGUUUUCUUUUUGCCAGAAAAUUUGCACCGAGCGCUAUGGAGCCCUUAUUACAGAUAGCACAGAAGGUUUUGGGAUUCUGACUUUUGAGUGAUGAAUAGUGCCAGAUUUUGAUUUUGAUCUUUGAUGAUGAACCAAAAUUUGAGAUGGAGAUUGGAUCCAUGAGCCGGGGGGUAGCAUAUUAGGUCCUCUCUUUGAUCUCAUCUCAUACAAACAUGAAAUUUAACACUCGUCUAAUUUUUUGGAACUCCCAAAACUAAUCUGUAUGUACAGUACAGAUAAUUCAUAAAAUCAAGAAAUAAAAUUUUCGUUAAUAGAAUAUCCAUUAUUAUUUCAUAAUUUAUGGUGAUAUGAGAAUCUGUUAUAUGGAUAUUGGAACCAAAAUCUAUGGCCUGGAUUUAUGGGGUUAAUUUGUUCCCA